Monomorium pharaonis (pharaoh ant) is the source of this 8003-nucleotide messenger RNA. RefSeq lists its product as uncharacterized. Gene Ontology annotation, cellular component: plasma membrane. The record is from RefSeq and is a predicted model, not a curated record. The coding region runs from base 2314 to 6951 and encodes 1545 amino acids. The transcript has 14 exons. Gene Ontology annotation, molecular function: guanyl-nucleotide exchange factor activity. Gene Ontology annotation, biological process: positive regulation of GTPase activity; Ras protein signal transduction. Lineage: Eukaryota; Metazoa; Arthropoda; Insecta; Hymenoptera; Formicidae.
UCGUCGUCCGCAAAAGCCGUGCGUUCACCCCGUGCCGCGACGACAACAGGGCGUCGUUCGUUCUGGUGCGAGCGCCGGGAGUCCGCCGGGGGUUUCACUGUCAAACUUCCCUCGUACCAGCGGGUCGAACCGAUCGAACCGGUCGGGUACGCGGCCGGGUACGCGGAGUUCGAAUCCUGGUGGCAGUCCGCGCGGGGAAGCCGGGACCCCAGGCGGACUGAUUUGUGCCGCGUGAAGACGAUAUUAUUCCGUGCUUGGCUCGCGGCGAUCGACGCCCGCGAUCAGCGGCACGUUUCUACCUACCGUCGUGCACCACCACGUGGCUACCUACCGUCGAACGUGGCGAUCCUAUCGCGACGCAGCACACACCUGGGGUCUCCAUCAGGUUUGGUAGUCGCCGUGUCGCGUGUCUCUGCCCAGGAUUUACGCGAAGACCGUGAAGAUACGAAAACGGGCGAAAGACCUUGCGGUUGGGGUUUGCCACGGGGCUGUGGUUAUUCACGAGGUUGGGUAUCGACGAGGCAGGCAUCCGCGCUAAGGGAAACUUGCUCAAAGCGCGUCACUUUUGGAACGGUGAAAAGUUCACGCUCGAGGAACAGUUUGGCCGGACAGAUUUCGCAUAUGACUGAUCUCGUAUCUCAACGAGAAGAAAAUCGUUACCGUAAAGAACGUCACGUUCCUUGAACUAGAAAGAACAUCCGGAAAUUAUCGGAUCAAAGUCGUAAAUUCACUUGAGCGAGGUCACAGAAUUGGACGUAAAAUUCACGCAGAUGUUACGCAGAUGUGAAAUCGUUCGGUAUUGGAUACAAUUAAUAUAAGUGUCCAUCAUCGAAGUUACAUAUUGGAGGUUAUCGAGGCGAGUUUCAUGUGCUAUCGGAAGUGGGUGGAUCUGCUAGAUAAUGACGCGAGGAGCCUUGUGAAGUGAGAUAUAAGAUCAUCAAGGUUUUGUGAAGUGACGACAAAAGUAAGCGCCAGUGUUGUCAGUGAAUAGAGUUUCGACCAUUAGGUCUGUCUUCUCGAUUCAGGAAUUGUCCACGCGGUCAACUUAUUUUGGAUUACCCUGUAUAAACGUCGUGGAUUCGCGCCCUUCGUCGGUACGGCGAGCACGUGAAUCGUCCCUUAAAGCGAGAAUCGAUCGGACCGCUUGCGUUACAAAACUUCGUGGACUGAUAAAUUGGAUUGGAUGCAAAGUUCGUGCAAAAAUAUGCAGAAGCUGGAUAGACAUGCAAACUUUAUUAUUAGUGACAACGGGCACAUUAAUGAAGCGGUGCUUUCGUGAAGUUGAUAGAAUCGGGACAUUUUCCUCUUCCUUACCAAGUUAACGGCUAAUUGAGAUCGAGGUCGCUAACAAACGAAAACAAAAAGUUUGCCUUUAGAAAGUUCUGAAAAGAUAUCACAAGACAACUAAAUCAAAAGAUGUAUAAAGAAGUGUGGAUGGAAGAUCAAAGUCAGGUUACCGUCAUAUAUAACGUUUGGAAAAAUUUACAUAUAGCCACAGUGUUUUCAUUCAUUAUCAAGAUAAUCAAAAGUCUACGUUUAUAAAAAUAUUAGUAAUAUAUCGACCACAAAUAUAUACAGAAGCGUACGUAUACGAUGUCUUAACCUGAGAAAGGAUGAAGACCGUCACUAUUGAAAGAACGACCUGUUUUAGACUGCCAUCCUGAAAAGUACUCUUAUAACGGGCAAAGUGAGAUUGAAGAAAGGAGGAUAACUCCCGUAUGUAACGACAUUGUAUGAAGCACCAAGUGUUUACGGAAGAGUGCGUGGAGAAACAAGAAAGAGAAACGCUUCACCGCUACAAUCUCGUUUUGUCGUAGAAAGGAUAAGCGAUCGAAUCAACAGCAACAAGGAAUAUUAGCAGAUUCGGCGAUUCCCUCUCUCUUUUAUUGAUUAUUUCCUGUUAUCCUUUAAGUAACAACAUAUAAAAACAAAUACCACCAAUUACCUCAUAAUUAUUAUUUUAUGAGAGGCAAAAUAAAAUAGAAUAUUAAUUAAAAAAUCAAUUGAUAACUACCUCCCUUUCCUUCUAAGCAAUAGACGAAUAAUUCCGUAUUUAAUAUUUCAAAAAAUAAGAAUAAUCUAAAAACCGUUCAAACAAUCAAAAAUUUCUCACAAUAUAAAAAAUAUUAAUAAAAUAGCUUAUACAUGCCUCAAAUUGAAUUAGCACAAAUAAAAAGACAUAAGAAGUGACAACGUUCAAACUAACGUUUAGAUCAUCCUUUCGGCAACGUUGCUCACUAAGUCGUCACAGUGUGCGGAUUGGGGCGAAUUCUCGGCUACAUCGGCGGAAAACCGUCGGUGGGGGCCACCAACAUGUCGCAGUCCGGAUCAGGUGGACUGAGCGACGCUCAAGGACAAACCCAGGCUGGACAAACAACGGACAGUCAACAAACAACUUGCCAGAACGGUCGUGUUGAGCCACUUGCUGACACCUCGAAGCAGGACAUAACCAAUGGUUUCGAAAAUCGAACGUUGGAUUACGAGAGAUUUACCCAAGAAAGGACACAGCAUACUUUAGUUGGGCAAGUGCAAGAUCAACAGCUAGUUUCACAUCAACAGCAACAACAACAACAAAUUGCUCAUCCGAUAGCGCAAUAUCCAGGAAGAAAGCAAACUAUAGGAUUACCAGAAGAUAAACAUCCCUCAACGGGUCAACUGCCACAAUUGCAAUACGGUCCAGACAAAAAUAACGCAGACAGGACUCACGUGUCUCAGACCAGCACUCAGACGGUACCGGUGCAAGUACAACCACAAUUUGCACCUGAUUACGAUCAAAAUCAAUAUCCGCAGAUACGAGGACAAUUUGAGGUCAGGUCACAGAUCUACCCACAAACGCAAUAUUCCGAUAGAGCUGGUUAUGUGACAAGAGACGUUACUUAUCGUGACCCGAAUCUCUACGGUCAGAGUGGCACGACCAAUCCGAUAUUUACCGGACAAGGUCAAUAUGUAACGGUUCAACACGGAUCACAGAUACCUUCGCAAUCUGCCAGUCCGCAACCACCUUAUUAUUCGGGUGUAGUGGUGCCAUCGGCUGGCUACGCUCAAUUUGGCUCCCAACCACAAUAUCCUUAUAGUCAAUACCCUCAAACAGUUAUGAACGCCGUGCCGUACAAUCCGCACCCUAGUAUUUAUCCGGCUCAGCAAUAUCCCAGUCAACAGUCACCAAAUCCGCAGAGAUUUUCUCAAGAGAUAGGCCAGUAUCAAACCCAACCAAUCAUUCAGCCGAUCGCUCAGAACGUGACCCACGGAAUCGCUAUCCAGACGGAACGACCUUGUCGAGGACCGAAACCGAUGGUACCACCUCGUGGCAAUUCCAAAAUCACUACCCAUGAUCCUGGACACAGAAAAUCUGCCAGCGUUGACGUGCCGGCAGUACAAAAGGCAAAAUAUGAGCCAAAUCCUACUGCCCAACAGGAUUCGGUUCAUCGUAGCGAUGGUGCCAUUAUUAUGACAAACGCGGCAGUUGGCCCGGAUGGUCCAGAGAGAAGAUAUUUAGCAUCAAUUAAUCAAAAUCCUAGGACGAGACAAGAUGGCCUAUAUGUGGACACUAAUGGUGAACAAACAGGCAGAGAAAAACUAGUCGACGCAAUCGCUAACGAAUGCGGUUUGUACGUGUCUAGAUCGGAGCAUAGAAAAUCCAUAUCUGUCGACGUGACUACCAGCUUCCAAAGACGUAAUGAUACGAUAACUUUUACUUUUCCCGGUGAUGGCAAUCAAGAGAUUAUGUCGGGAAGGAAACCUACGACUGUAGUAGACACGAAGAGACUCGAGACUAAUCAGAUGUUUCCCGCCGAGCAAAGAAGACUGGAUACCAGUCUGCGUGUAUCGCCAAUGGCGUUUGAUACAAGACAAGAAAACAGAAAGAGCAUAGCAACCGAUAGAAAGCCCGAAUGGGGUAAUGUGAGUCCGAAUCAAAGGAACGUUAUUCCACCAGAGAACAGACGCUCGGAUUAUUUUGAGGAGCACCGAAGAUCACCCAUGAAUUUGGAAGGCAAAAGAAUGGAGGACGUAAGGAGGUCACCUAUGCCAUUUGUGCCGAUUCGCGAUACGUCUAUUGAUCGCGCCGGACAAAAGAGUCCAUCUUUCCUUAGUCAAAACUUCGAGAAGACUAGACAAGAAUUAGCAAUCUGGGCAGAGCAACGUCAACGGCAAGAACACGAAAGAAAUAUCCAAGGUCCGAUAUUUACGACAAGCCCUCGUUCUCGUAAUCCGUCAGAGGAAAGAAGAGACGUCAGACCGAUUCAUCCGUCGGAUGAUCGCAAAGAAUCUAGAAUGUCUCAAUCGGCCUUUCAACCUCUUCCGAAUAUUAGUCAGAGCACCAUAAUGGAGCAACGCAGACAUCUCAGACACGUUAGUGCUGAUCUGACAAAACAUAUGGAACUGUCAAGAAAAGAUUUCGACGAACAACCCAUUACAGGUUCUGUAGUUAAUCUUGGUUCGGGGGUCAGUGCUGCUUCAUCACAGAGAGCCAGUCCAAAUCUUUGUCAUCAAUAUCCAGCUCUCAGCGAGGCAAAAUUGGAUACAAAAACCGUAUUGACUGUAGUAACUGAUUUUGGCGAGACCAAUACUACCAGCAAACCAAUUGAUCAAAUUGAUCAUAUAAUCCACAGUCACCGUAAAAGUCACAAUAUCUCAUCUAACUUGCUCACUCAUAGUAAAAGUCAAACAGAGAAUUUACAGAAUACAUUGGAGAAUCAGGUUGAGAAAAUAGACUCUCUUAAUGCUCAACAACAGCAAUUACAAAAUCAACAGAGCCUUGAUUUAAUUUCUGAAAAGCUAAGCCAGUUCGAACGUCAGCAGAGCGACCUUCAAGCGAGGUUACAAUGUCUUCAGAAUCAAAACCAAAUUCUGGAUAAAGUGGCGCAGUUUCAGAAUCAACAGAGCGAUUUUCAAGCUCGAUUACAAAGUUUACAGAAUCAAAGUCAAUUGAAUGAUAAGACUCAUAAGAUAUCCAGCGAUUUUGCGCAACUUCCUUUGGCAAGUGAUAACCAUCAAGCGAGUUCUCUUUCAAAUCAUCAAGAACAGUCAUCAGAUAAAUCUUGCUCAGCUCAUCCACACGGUCUUCAUCAGACACUUCUGACCACGUAUCCACAGAACGCCACCCUUCAAGCUUGCCAAUCGUCCGCAUGCGAGAAACUGACGUCCCGCGUGCAGCACGACAUUUCCGAUCCAAAUUCCAUUCAGAUACCGAACAUGUCGCAAAUGCCGUUACCAUGCCUUCCGCAAUUCGAUCGUGCCGACGUGUCGCGUACUUCGUUUUCCCAGUUUCAUCGACUUCAGUGCCAGAUCGAAAGCCAUGAGAGUGCUUCAGCGACGAGUGCCAGUCUGCCUGCCAGCUCCUUCACUGGUACAUUAAAGAAGAUACCACCGGAGAAACCACCACGGACAUCCUUGAUAGUUCAGUCACCAGAAGCUGAGAGUAACCGCAGCCAACCAGCCAUUGGUCUGAAACAGACACCGAAGGCGCGGCCAACCAUUUUUGGAACAGUAGCCUCGGACCUGACUCCUAAAGAUGGGAACAGCCGAAAGAGCUUACCGCAAACACCAGCCGGUGGUGCUGGUGGAAAAGCAAGCGGGAGUGCCGGUUCGAGCGCUGGAAUGGUCAAUGGUGCCGAUCAUGAAAGCAUCCGGGAUGGUGCUGGCAUAGAUACAGAGCUCGCUUUGGUGUACCGAGAUGGCAACCUCGUCUCAGGCUCACUCGAAGCGUUAGUGCAGCAUAUGGUGCCUACGGAGGAAUAUUAUCCCGAUCGGGCGUAUCUUUUUGCCUUUUUACUGAGCGCCAGGCUCUUCAUCAAGCCACACGAGCUUUUGGGUGAAGUUUGCGCUCUCUGCGAGCAUCAGCAGAAUCUGAAUGGAGAGGGCGGUAAGGAACGACUGCAUCGUUUCGUGCCGCGGCUGGUGCAGCUGCUGGCGGAAUGGACGGAAACAUUCCCAUACGACUUCCGGGAUGAGAGGGUGAUGGGCCACGUUAGGUCCAUCACGCAGAAAGUCGCCGCGGUCGACGCCGCGGCCAGGCAGGAAGUUUCGGCGCUGCUGCAAAACUUGCUGGUACGACUGACGGCUCUGGAAAGGUACGAGGAAGGCCUGGCCAGACUGGCGACCGAGGCAGCGACGGAGCAGCUUACACAGGUGGAUAUCACGGAACUUUGUCCAUCAGCCACUGUACUGGCACAGCAACUGACUCAUGUGGAACUUGAAAGACUCUCUUACAUCGGGCCCGAGGAAUUUGUGCAGGCUUUCGCCAAAGAAUCGCCGCACUUAGAAACGUCUUUUAAAGACAUGAAGAAAACCCGGAAUCUGGAAUCAUAUGUUCAGUGGUUCAAUAGAUUAAGCUACUUCGUAGCGACGGAAGUUUGCAAGCAUCAGAAGAAAAAGCAACGCGUUCGUGUCGUCGAAUACUGGAUCGAAACUGCUCGAGAAUGUUUCAACAUUGGUAACUUCAAUUCUUUGAUGGCGAUCAUCGCUGGCCUCAACAUGUCCCCGAUAUCUCGCUUGAAAAAGACGUGGUCAAAGGUACAAUCUGCCAAGUUUUCGAUUUUGGAGCAUCAAAUGGAUCCCAGCAGCAAUUUCAGUAGCUAUCGUAGCACGUUGAAGGCCGCAAUGUGGCGUAGCGCUGGCGCUACAGAUGAACGCCAGCGGAUUGUAGUGCCCUUCUUCAGUCUUCUCGUAAAGGAUCUAUAUUUCCUCAACGAGGGUUGCAGUAACAAAUUGCCAAAUGGUCACAUCAACUUUGAGAAGUUCUGGCAGUUAGCGAAACAGGUAACCGAAUUUAUCGCGUGGAAACAAGUUGCCUGUCCGUUCGAGAAGAAUCCACGCGUCAUUGCCUUCCUCCAAGCGAGCCCUGUACUCACGGAAAACGCACUUGCAUUAGCAUCUUUCGAUUGCGAACCACCCGAUAAUAAUCCGGAAAAAGAACGUUAUAAAGCUUUAAAGUCCGAGAAUGCCCAGUGAAAGAGAGCUAUGCUGAAACAUGUUGAAUGGGAACGAUAUUGAUAAAAAUAUAUAUGAAGAUACAUUUAUAAAUAUUAAUAUAUUCGUAAUCGUAGCUAGUUUAUGCGCAAGAAUGAUAAGAAGAGAAAUGAAGUGUGUGGAUGGAAGACUAAAAGUAUUACUGAGGCAACUUACGUGAAAUUAAGUAUUUCUGUCUUGCGAAUUUAUGCAUCGUCAAAAAGUUCUCAAGGACGAUUUGGUAUUAUCAAGAGUAUUAUCUGAUCGAUCAGAAUAACUGCACUAAUUUUUCUAUUGCACUUCUUUUAUUAUGUAUCGUAUUUAAUCAAGAAAAAAGGAAAGGAAAAAAAGGAUAACUGAUUAGAAACAUUAAAUUCUUAAUUGAAUGCAAACUACUUACAGCUGUUUGCAAAUAUCAGAUUAUCAUGAAGAAACAUUAUUUCUGCAGCGCAGCCAUGAAUUUCAUUUAAAAUUUAUAAUCAACAAGACUGUGUGCUAAUCAAUUGAUAGCAUCUAAUUAAUAUUAAAAUGCUAAUUGUCAAUAAAUCGAUCGAUUUUGAUCAAUAUUCGUGCAUGGAAAACACCAAGUCUGAAGUUUCGAACAUCUUGGUGACCAAAAGUCUUCAUAGUCAACAGGGCGCGAAUUAUAGAGUUUAAGGACGCCUCGAGGACGACUAUGAAAUUCGCUCGACAAUGUCGCGUAGUCGUAAGUAUAGUUCCUAAGCCUUCGGCUCGUCGAUACCUUUUCUCUCGAGCGGGAACCGAACCUCGCGAUCCUCUUCAUAUUUCCAGACAAAUCUACGGUGUGACGACCCGGAAAUCCCUCGGAUCCGCUCGAAAGAGACGCAAUCGGCGCGUUCAACCUUUUGUACAUAGUCCUUUUGAUAUACACUAACUCCUAGAUGUGAGAGAUAGGGUCGUUCCUGUAGAGUAUAAGUCUGCGCGCGAUAUAUAAGUUUCGAGAGAUAUAACGUAAGGAUCGUCGUGCACGUACUUAAGAGGGUGAAGAAAUUAAUUACGAGGGCGGUCAGGCGAGGCAAGGAAAAAUAAGAAAA